Molecule: messenger RNA, 1149 nt
Organism: Cololabis saira (Pacific saury)
Lineage: Eukaryota; Metazoa; Chordata; Actinopteri; Beloniformes; Belonidae
Product: probable thiopurine S-methyltransferase
Exons: 9
Coding region: 186-1019 (277 amino acids)
Molecular function (GO): thiopurine S-methyltransferase activity
Source: RefSeq, a predicted model, not a curated record
CGCUGCCUCUCCGGCAGAAACGGAAGUCUGGCCGGCGGAAGUCGGCUGCUCAUCCAGGGGAACGACGUGUGCUCGGCAGCGGUCCUGUCAGACACAGCUGAGGAGAAGCAGCGUCCAAGGCCGUCAUCGACCGGACCUGCAGAGCCAGCGCGUCCUGCCAGAAAGGUAAACUCCGCUCUGCUGCCAUGGAGACUUCAGGUGCGCUCACGACGCUGCUCUUUCUGCUGUUACGUCACACGGCUGCCGACAGCAGCAUCCAGACGAACAUCAGCAGCGUUCAGACGAACACCAGCAGCAACCAGGUGGAUCUAGGCAGGAUGCUGCAGCCGCAGGCUGACCGGGUCAUGGCUAGAGAGGAGUGGGAGGAACGUUGGCGGGAGCAAAAGAUCGGCUUCCAUCAGCCAGACGUUCACAAGAUGCUGAAGAAGUACUUGGAUAAAGUUGUGAGGGGACGCUCCGCGGUGCGCUUCUUCUUUCCUCUCUGCGGGAAGGCCGUGGACAUGAAGUGGUUGGCUGACCAGGGUCACCCGGUGGUCGGGGUGGAGUACUCGGAGAAGGCCUGCCGUCAGUUCUUUGAGGAGAACAACCUAACGUACAGUGAGGAGCCUGUGGCUGCCAUACCUGGAGCCAAGCUCUACAAGAACUCUGAGAAGAACAUUUCUCUGUAUCAGUGCAACCUGUACGACUUCUCCAGCUCUGUGGAGGGAGAGUUUGGAGCAAUAUGGGACCGAGGAUCUUUGGUGGCCAUCAACCCAAAGGACAGAGAGAAGUACGCUGCUCUCAUCAUGUCUCUGAUGGCCGGAGACUGCAGGUACCUGCUGGACACGCUCCUGUACAACCCAGAGCAGUAUCCAGGUCCUCCGUUCUUGGUUCCGGAUGAACAAGUCCAGAGCCUGUUUGGGGGCAGCUGUGACCUGGAGCUGCUGGAGUCUGAGGAUGCUUUUACUGAUCGACACAGGGGCUGGGGACUGGACUACCUCACCGAGAAGGUGCACCUCCUGACUCUAAAGAGCAGCUAAACAGGAAGCUGAAAGUCAAGGGAGCAGGGGAGCGCUCUGAAUCUCCACAAGCAGAUGUCCAACAAUAAAACAAGGACUGGUUCUUAAAGCUCCUGUAAGGAUGUCUUCUCUUCCUACAAAGGUUUUCAAG